Messenger RNA from Nicotiana tabacum (common tobacco), 810 nucleotides. RefSeq lists its product as uncharacterized. NCBI's taxonomy places the organism in Eukaryota, Viridiplantae, Streptophyta, Magnoliopsida, Solanales, Solanaceae. The record is from RefSeq and is a predicted model, not a curated record. Gene Ontology annotation, molecular function: phosphoric diester hydrolase activity. Gene Ontology annotation, biological process: lipid metabolic process.
AUCACCAAAACUGCUUUCUAAUACCGCAAGUCUAUUUCCAUCCCUACAAGGCUACCUACCCCAAGAAACCAUGUCCAGAUAGUAUGUUGAAACGAAUAAAAUAUCUAAAAGGAAGUUUGUCCCUCUUUGUCAUAAUUAAUUAAAAAAGAGUUCGGUGCACAAAGUAUCUCGCGUUCACGCAAGGUCCGGAAAAGGGCCGCACUUUAAGGAAUAUGAUGUGGGCAGCCUGUCCUGAUGCAAGCAUCAAUGACUGAUUUUACAGCUCAAACCCGUAACCUAUAGGUCACACGAAGACAAUUUGACCGUUGCUCCAAGAUUCACUUUCUUUGUCAUAAUUAAUUGAAGAAAGUAUUUACAGCAGAGUGAAAACAAGAAAAGCAUUAAAAAUGCAUAUAUCAACAGAUCUUUUUGAUGUGCUAAGAAAGAGAAGAAGGAAAGCAAAACAAAAAGAAGAGGGAGUGCUUAAUUGUUUCUUCUUCUUCUUGGUUUAUUCUGAAAAUGGGUGCUGAGGUGAGUAAACAGGUGGAAAGACGAAAAUCUAUUCAUACUCAGAAGAAAAUCUUGUAUGAUCUCAAGGAGAAAAAUGGAUGCAACUUUCCUGGUUGUGAUUAUCAUGUACAAGACAGAAAAAAUUGGAUGUCAGCACUUAUCCCUGAGAAACUCCAUGUCAACAAGAUUGUUUGGCCAGGUACACAUGAUUCAGCAACUAACAAUAUAGGCAUCCCAUUCAUAUCUCGCCCUUUUGCUCAAUGUCAAUCUCUGUCCAUUUAUGAACAACUAGUAAUUGGCGCUCGCGUCCUUGAUAUCCGU